Messenger RNA from Fusarium graminearum PH-1, 1830 nucleotides. RefSeq lists its product as uncharacterized. Gene Ontology annotation, cellular component: cytoplasm; nucleus. Gene Ontology annotation, molecular function: DNA binding; FAD binding. The record is from RefSeq and is a predicted model, not a curated record. Gene Ontology annotation, biological process: circadian regulation of gene expression; entrainment of circadian clock by photoperiod. Lineage: Eukaryota; Fungi; Ascomycota; Sordariomycetes; Hypocreales; Nectriaceae. The transcript is spliced from 2 exons. The coding region runs from base 1 to 1830 and encodes 609 amino acids.
AUGGUAAAGCCUCGUGUAAUUUACUGGUUUCGCACCGAUCUACGACUUCACGAUUCACCUGCCCUCAAGGCUGCUCUCGACCUUGACCCGUCUGUAUUCUGGCCCAUCUUCACAUGGGAUCCUCACUACGUCUAUCGUGCAAGAGGAGGUCUCAAUAGAUGGCAGUUUUUAGAAGCACCCCAGACCCUGUUUCCAAAGCUCUUCAAGGCCUGGAAAGUCACCCACAUUGUCUUUGAGAAGGAUACCGACAGCUAUGCCCGUGAACGCGACAGUAUCGUGACCCAGGCAGCUAAAGAUGCUGGCGUUGAAGUCAUUAUCCGUUCUGGCAGGACACUUUGGGACAGCGAUCAAAUAGUAGAAAAGCACGGCGGGAAACCAACCAUGUCUAUCACCCAACUUCAGGCCGCAGGGAGUAAGCUUGGCCAGGUCAAAAAGCCGAUACCUGCCCCCAAAAACCUCCCAGACCCUGGAGACAUGCCUGUCAACUUCGAUCAAGAUGAGCCGGACACCAAACCCGACUUCAACUCAGAGAUCAGGACAGAAGGAGACAAGACAUACACCAAGAUAUCUGGACCAAAAGGCGACUUUGCCAUAGAAACAAUGGAGGAACUUGGCUUUCCACCUGCGACCACUCCUCAUCGUGGAGGUGAAACGCUUGCGCUCAAAGCACUCGAUGAAAUCAUCGCAGACAAGAAAUACACGGCUACCUUCCAAAAGCCCAAGACGAGUCCAGCCCAGUUCGAACCACAGGCGACAACUCUGCUAUCACCGCAUCUGCACUUUGGCUCACUCUCUGUGCGAGAGUUCUACUGGCGCGUGAAAGAUGUUGUGGAUUCAUACAAGGGUGCUUCCUCACCUCCUGAGAGUCUGAUCGGUCAGCUACUCUUCAGAGACAUGUACUUUGCUGCUCAGGCUGCGCUGGGAUAUGUCUUCUCACAGACAGCCAACAAUCCGUACUGUCGUUUUAUUCCCUGGCAUCUGCCCUCGAAAAGGGAUCCAGAGACGGGUCUUGUCACUGGAGAGUACCACGUGGACUCGGAGGAGGCAGAUAUCUGGUUCAAAAGAUGGAAGGCUGGUAUGACUGGGUUCCCUUGGAUCGACGCUCUGAUGCGACAGCUAAAAGAUGAGGGGUGGAUUCACCAUCUUGGACGUCAUGCUGUAGCAUGCUUCCUCACAAGAGGUGGUUGCUACAUCGACUGGGAACGAGGCUGCGAAGUAUUCGAGGAAUGGCUUAUCGACCAUGAGCCGGCAUGCAACGUAGGAAAUUGGCAGUGGCUGUCCUGCUCAGCCUUCUUCUCGCAGUACUUCCGCUGCUACAGCCCAGUGGCCUUUGGACAGAAGUGGGAUAAGAAAGGGGAAUUUAUCCGUCGAUACGUGCCCGAGUUGAAGAAUAUGGACGCCAAGUACAUCUACGAGCCCUGGAAAGCUCCUCUGACGGAUCAGAAGAAGGCAGGCGUUCGCGUCAAGGGAGAUGGUUUGAACAAUGUCGAAGAGGGCACAUACCCCAAACCAAUGUUCGAUUUCGCCAAAAGACGUGAUGUGUGUAUUUCUUCUAUGAAGGUUGCAUACCAGGUCGGACUUCAUGGAAAUGACGGCCAAGCACUCGACGGGACGUGGCGCAAGCUGUUUCCUACAGAUCGUGGGGAAGUGCAGGGAGAUGUUGAGAGUGGCUACGGGGAGCAUGCUGAUGAAGAGGGCAAGUCUGACAACGAGGCUAAAGAGGAAGGGGAGGGUACAUCCUCUGUCAAGAAGGAAGAUGAUACGACAAAAGGCAAGCGGAGUGCAAGACGGCAUAGCACGGAAAAGGUACCCAAGAAGAAGAAAGUAUGA